AACUCCCGGCUUUUAAUUGAUCAUUUUCAAAAAUAACGGUGGCUUUAAUCUCCACCGUCCGUUGACACAAGGACAACCAUCCGAUAAUUUUGUGACAAUAAAAAAUAAAUAAAAUGGAGACAAAGCAAUUGCUGAGGAAGCAACAAAAGAUGCGCCAUUCCUUCUCUGACUGCAUACCUUGGUUUUCUAAAGGAUAUUUUUUCUGAAAUGACCAAACUGCCCCUCCCUUCCUCCCCCUUUCUUCUUUAACCUCCUUCCAUUUGCAUCGUAGCAGAGAGUUGUUGCCAUGGCGAGGUCUUCGGCGUCAAUGGCGAUGUCGACGGCGGCGCCGGUUAUUAAACCGGAGGAAUACGGGCACAGUCCCGUUCACUAUGCCGUGGCCUUGGGGGAUCACACUACUUUGUCGCGACUUGUGUCGUCGCUCCCUCGACUCGCCGAUCCCGCUCAGAUUCACACCGAAUCGGAGUCUCUCGCCCAGGAACGAAUGGCCGAACAGAUCGCCGCUGUACUCGACCGUCGUGACGUUCCAUUCCGGGAGACUCCACUACAUCUGGCUGUUCGUUUGAAUGACUCGUUCGCCGCCCGGGCUCUCGCGGCCGCCGGUGCCGACGCGUCCCUGCAGAACUCCGCCGGUUGGAAUGCUUUGCAGGAGGCGUUGUGCCGCCGGUGCUCUGACGUCGCCCUGAUUCUCCUCCGUCUCUACCACCGCUCCGCCUGGGCGAAGUGGCGACGACGACUGCCGCGCCUCGUGGCCGUUCUUCGUAGAAUGAGGGAUUUUUACAUGGAGAUUUCGUUUCACUUCGAGAGUUCGAUCGUUCCGUUUGUAGGUAAAAUUGCCCCGUCCGAUACAUACAAGAUUUGGAAGCGCGACGGUAAUCUACGAGCGGACACGUCUCUCGCCGGUUUCGAUGGCCUGAAGAUCCAGCGCGCCGAUCAGAGCUUUCUCUUCCUCGGAGACGGAGACAGGGAGCAUGACGUACCGUCAGGUUCGUUGCUGGUUCUGAACCGCGACGAGCGAAAAAUUUUCGACGCUUUCGAGAACGCCGGAGCGCCGAUGACCGAGUCCGACAUUGCCGGUUUCUGCGCUCAGACCAGCGUUUACCGCCCUGGAAUGGACGUCACGAAGGCCGAACUUAUCGGACGAACGAACUGGAGAAGACAAGAGAAGACUGAGAGCGUCGGUGAGUGGAAAGCUAGGGUUUACGAAGUCCACAACGUCAUUUUCAGCUUCCGUUCUCGAAAGGUUGCUGGCGACGCUGACAUUGCUGGUGAACAAAUUCUACCAUUAGAAUUGGACGAAGAUGCGGACGGCUUUCUCGUCGCCGAAAACCCGAAUUUCGGUAUUCCGGAUCGGCGUCGGCACAGUAGCUUCGUGCGGGAGGAAAGAGAGUGGAUUACCGUAGGCAGGAAGAGCGUGGACAUUAUUCCUUCGGCAGCGCCUGAUCGAAGGAGACUAACGUCGGCAAUGGCACCGCCGCCGCCGCCGACGAAGGAGAAGGAGUACGUGAGAAGUCUAAGGCCGUCGGUAUGGCUAACAGAGCAGUUUCCAUUGAAGACGGAGGAGCUCUUGCCGUUGCUCGACAUUUUGGCCAGCAAAGUGAAGGCGGUUCGGCGAAUGAGAGAGCUCCUCACCACCAAGUUCCCGCCGGGAACAUUCCCGGUCAAGGUGGCGAUCCCGGUGGUACCGACGGUGAGAGUGGUGAUAACGUUCACGAAGUUCGUCGACCUUCAGCCGACGGAACAGUUCUACACGCCGUUUUCGAGCCCCGGGCACUUCCUGCAAGGGGGGAGAGAGCCGGCGGAGGACCAGUCGCGGCAGACAGAGAGCGCCAGCUCGGGCUGGUACUCAUCGUUUCCGUCCUCAUCCUCGUCGACGUCGACAUCGGCAGUUCCGGCGCCGUCCUGGCUUAGGAGAAGUAACAGCCACGCAAAGCAGCACCGGCUGCCGCCCCAGCAGCAGCAGCAGCAGUCGGAUCCGUUUGCGAUACCGAGCGGGUACGCGUGGACCAGCAUUGACGACAAGAAUCGGAAAAUGAAGAAAUCAAAGUCGACGAGGAAGUCCAAGUAGGAAGAUUCAAGCCCAAUUCAAAUUUUCAUUUAAUUUAAUUAAUGGGUUUGUGUUUGCGCCGAUUAAUUUUCUUAAUUUAUACAGUUUCCAUACUCACCUAAUCUAAUUUUCAAUGAUUUCGGCGUUAGAAA
Molecule: messenger RNA, 2199 nt
Organism: Malania oleifera
Lineage: Eukaryota; Viridiplantae; Streptophyta; Magnoliopsida; Santalales; Ximeniaceae
Exons: 2
Coding region: 287-2068 (593 amino acids)
Cellular component (GO): cytoplasm
Molecular function (GO): protein binding
Source: RefSeq, a predicted model, not a curated record